UGUGUGGAAACGUCACGACGUCGGACGCCCAUUCGGAAAAGAAGCGCCACAGUGAAAUGGCCCGAUAAGACCUCCGUUUGCAUUCGUUUGGUAACCUUGCGAGACGCGCAGUGUCUACAGCGCUCUGAGCAGGAUGUCGCUGCUGAAGCCGUUCAGCAAGCUUCCCGGUUUGAACUCGGCGAACAUCUUGCUGGUGGAGAGCGAGGAGCAGUUUCAGCAGAGUUUAGCAGAGAGUCUGGUGGAGGAGACCGCGUUCACCGUCAAUGUGAGACUGGCCAAGAGUCUGCCUCUGCCCGUGGAGAAUGAGGAGAGCCGGCCGAGGAUAGACCUCGUGGUGUUCAUCAUCAACCUGACCUCGGAGCUCAGUUUACAGUCAGCAGAAGCUUCGCUGAAGUGUUUGGACCACAGAUAUUUCCUUGGAAAAGUCUGCUUCAUGGCCACUAAUGCUCGAAGCGCGGCGACCCCCGGCGAGCGCCUUGACGCCGUCAGAAAGCUGGCUGCGUCGCUGCACUGCCCCCUGCUGUUUGCAGAGGAUCAGACACCAGGCGGUGUGAUCAACGCUACAGAGAGACUGCUGACCAUCCUGAAGGUGGCAGCCGGCCUUGUUCCCAUGGCUACCGCGCUCUACCUGUCCAACCUGACCCGCAGCACCGUGCUCCAGGAUAUUGACCAGCCCAGCUUCGAUUAAGUUGUGCGCUCUCCCAAAAGACAUUUCCUCUUUUUGUUUGAUGUUAUGUAUUUGUGCCGUUUUCUUUUCUUUUCUUUAGUAGCGGGGGGGCUUCUUCAACCUCUUGUUGAAUCAGGCUUUGAUAUCUUCAUUGCCAUAAACCUGUUUGCGUAACGCUUUUACAAAGCAGCCAUCUGUCGGAUGGACAGAUGGCGUUUUAACAGAUCAAAAAGGGGUGUACGUCCUUACUUUUAAUUAUGAGUCACACACCAAGAACUCUAUGUCGGUGGUGUUAACUACACUUUCAUUCACUCUGUUUUCACUCGUCCCAAUGGCAGAAGAGGCGUUAUUAAUGUCGCAAAAGGCCUCCCUGAAAGAAACAAUCACAAAACAAGGCUGUAUUUGGUUUUCGACAGAUCCCUCCAACUCGAGGAGUGCUACAAUAAAGCUGUGCAUUUCUUUAUGUAGUCCAUCAUUUAAAGAUUCUAUACACUGAUACAACACACCUACAUAGAUGAGUAAUUGUUUUUAGCUGACUAGAGCUUUAGUUGACUCCGUGCUUGAAUAAAACAAUGUUGUUACCAUGGUAGCUCCUCUAAUUUUCUAAUUGCCCGGCUUUAAAUAGAAAUAAAAAACCCGUGUUGGUGUGCAUUUUAGAUUAUACUGUGAGGACAAUAAGAACCUGAUGGUGCAUUGCUUAAUUCAGAGCAGUAGAAUAUUUCAAUGCAGUGUAUAUAAUUAUAAUACAGCACAGUAUGCUCUUAUGUACAUAAUGUGUGGAGUGAUGCUUUUAACAAACAGGUGUCAACACCAUGAUAUUACAGAUUAAAUGUUCCUGUUGUCACUGA
This is a messenger RNA of Pungitius pungitius (ninespine stickleback), 1515 nucleotides long. RefSeq names its product proliferation associated nuclear element (gene pane1). The coding region runs from base 134 to 688 and encodes 184 amino acids. The record is from RefSeq and is a predicted model, not a curated record. Lineage: Eukaryota; Metazoa; Chordata; Actinopteri; Perciformes; Gasterosteidae. The transcript is spliced from 6 exons.